AUGAGUUGCGUUGCCGCCAUAACUAUCGCUGUGCUCCUCGCCCUUAGUAAUAGCAACUGGGAAUGGAUCGACGUUGUUUAUACACUGCAAUAUGUUAAGCUCUUAAUAUCCAUCGUAAAGUACAUCCCACAGGCGUAUCUUAAUUAUCGACGCAAGGCAACCACUGGGUGGUCAAUACAUAACAUUCUCCUCGAUAUCUCUGGUGGUGCGUUGUCGCUUGGGCAACUAGUGUUGGAUUCAAGUUUACAAAAUGACUGGUCUGGCCUAACUGGUAACCCUAUCAAGUUCUUCCUUGGUCAAAUUACAAUCAUCUUCGACAUCCUAUUCAUAAUCCAGCACUACAUCCUUUACCGUCAUGCUGGGGCCCCACGAUCUGCUUUUAAUUCUAUUGAGCGGGGUUACAGCGCCAUCUCUACGAAUCAGCCUUUGCCUUCGGCAUCGUCGUCUUUAGACCAAAACCGCCAGGUCCCUCGCGAUGGCGCGGUACAGCAUAGAGAAGAGUGUAGAGGCCUGUUGAGCUCGAAUAUCGGCAAAACGAUCAACGAUGAACCUAAUGUCGGAAUUUAG
Morchella sextelata is the source of this 567-nucleotide messenger RNA. RefSeq lists its product as uncharacterized. Gene Ontology annotation, biological process: L-cystine transport. Lineage: Eukaryota; Fungi; Ascomycota; Pezizomycetes; Pezizales; Morchellaceae. The record is from RefSeq and is a predicted model, not a curated record. Gene Ontology annotation, cellular component: fungal-type vacuole; vacuolar membrane. The transcript is spliced from 3 exons. Bases 1 to 567 code for a protein of 188 amino acids. Gene Ontology annotation, molecular function: L-cystine transmembrane transporter activity.